CCCGCCUCCUCGCUACCGCCGCGGCUCCGGCUGGAGGCGCCGCUGUCAUUCCUGCGCCGGAGGAGCCGGCGCUGCCGGUGCCUGGGGGUCGGGGCGCGGGGGAGCCGGGCCGCGGGGGACCCAACAGGUAGAGCCGGGGGUGCCCGGCCGCGCGCCCCCGCGCAUCAUGCAGCUCUUUGUCACCUCUCUCGCCCCCAGGCCAAAAUCCUGAGCAUGAUGGAAGACAAUAAGCAGCUCGCGCUCCGCAUCGAUGGGGCGGUCCAGUCGGCCAGCCAGGAGGUGACCAACCUGCGAGCCGAACUCACGGCCACCAACCGGAGACUGGCGGAACUGAGCGGCGGCGGCGGCCCCGGCCCGGGCCCGGGAGCGGCGGCCAGCGCCUCGGCGGCGGCGGCGGACUCGGCGGCGGCGGCGAACAUGGAGAACCACCAGCACGGCGCGCAAGUGCUCCUGCGGGAAGAAGUGUCUCGGCUCCAGGAGGAAGUCCACCUUCUCCGCCAGAUGAAGGAGAUGUUGACGAAGGACCUGGAGGAGUCCCAGGGCGGCAAGUCCUCUGAGGUCCUCUCGGCCACCGAGCUCAGGGUCCAGCUGGCCCAGAAGGAGCAGGAGCUAGCCAGAGCCAAAGAAGCCUUGCAGGCCAUGAAGGCCGACCGGAAGCGCCUGAAGGGCGAGAAGACGGACCUGGUGAGCCAGAUGCAGCAGCUGUACGCCACGCUGGAGAGCCGCGAGGAGCAGCUGCGCGACUUCAUCCGCAACUACGAGCAGCACCGCAAGGAGAGCGAGGAUGCCGUCAAAGCUCUGGCGAAGGAGAAGGACCUGCUGGAGCGCGAGAAGUGGGAGCUGCGGCGCCAAGCCAAGGAGGCCACGGACCAUGCCACGGCACUGCGCUCCCAGCUGGACCUCAAGGACAACCGGAUGAAGGAGCUGGAGGCCGAGCUGGCCAUGGCCAAGCAGUCCUUAGCUACGCUGACCAAGGAUGUCCCCAAGCGGCAUUCACUCGCCAUGCCGGGCGAGACGGUGCUCAACGGCAACCAGGAGUGGGUGGUGCAGGCGGACCUCCCGCUGACCGCGGCCAUCCGGCAGAGCCAGCAGACGCUCUACCACUCACACCCCCCCCACCCUGCUGACCGGCAAGCGGUCAGGGUGAGCCCCUGCCACUCCCGGCAGCCCUCUGUCAUCUCCGACGCGUCUGCCGCCGAAGGCGACCGGUCGUCCACGCCAAGCGACAUCAACUCCCCUCGGCACCGGACACACUCCCUCUGCAACGGCGACAGUCCCGGCCCAGUACAGAAGAACCUGCACAACCCCAUUGUACAGUCACUAGAGGAUCUUGAAGACCAAAAACGGAAAAAGAAGAAAGAGAAGAUGGGAUUCGGCUCCAUCUCGCGCGUCUUCGCCAGAGGGAAGCAGCGGAAGUCCCUAGACCCCGGCCUCUUUGAUGAUUCCGACAGCCAGUGCAGCCCCACGCGGCAGAGCCUCAGCCUGUCGGAGGGGGAGGAGCAGAUGGACCGGCUGCAGCAGGUGGAGCUGGUCAGGACCACCCCCAUGUCCCACUGGAAGGCCGGCACCGUCCAGGCCUGGCUGGAGGUGGUCAUGGCCAUGCCCAUGUACGUCAAGGCUUGUGCAGAGAACGUGAAGAGCGGGAAGGUGCUGCUGAGCCUCAGUGACGAAGACCUGGAGCUGGGUCUGGGCGUGUGCAGCUCCCUGCACAGGCGGAAGCUCCGGCUGGCUAUCGAGGACUACCGCGACGCCGAGGCGGGCAGGAGCCUGUCCAAAGCCGCUGACCUGGACCAUCACUGGGUGGCCAAGGCCUGGCUGAAUGACAUCGGGCUGUCCCAGUACUCUCAGGCCUUCCAAAACCACCUGGUCGACGGGCGAAUGCUGCACUCGCUGAUGAAGCGGGACCUGGAGAAGCACCUGAAUGUGUCCAAGAAGUUCCACCAGGUCAGCAUCCUGCUGGGGAUCGAGCUGCUGUACCAAGUGAACUUCAGCAGGGAGGCCCUCCAGGAGCGCCGCGCCCGCUGCGAGACACAGAACAUAGACCCCGUGGUCUGGACCAACCAGCGGGUACUCAAGUGGGUGCGGGACAUUGACCUGAAGGAGUACGCGGACAACCUGACCAACAGUGGCAUCCAUGGUGCCGUGUUGGUGCUGGAACCCACAUUCAACGCCGAGGCCAUGGCUACUGCCCUGGGCAUCCCCAGCGGGAAGCACAUCCUCCGGAGACACCUGGCGGAAGAGAUGAGCGCCAUCUUCCACCCAGCCAACUGCUCAGGCAUCCGGGAGGCUGAGCGUUUCGGAACACCCCCAGGGAGGGCCUCGAGCAUCACCCGGGCAGGGAAGGAGGAGAACAGCGGUGGUAUCAAGUACAAGGCUGGCCGGCUGCCCCUGGGGAAGAUAGGAAGAGGCUUCAGCAAAGACCCCGAUUUUCAUGACGACUAUGGUUCUCUUCAAAACGAAGACUGUGGAGAUGAUGACCCCCAGGGCAGGCCAGAGCAGUGCCGUCUGGAAGGCUACAACGGCCUUGAGGUCACCAAUGUGUAAGGAACGGGCACUCCACUGGACCCAGCACGGACACACCCACCAAGGACAAGUAGCCAGAGGCUGUCAACACUGUACAUAGGGACCGCGGGCCAAGGGUGCUCCUCUGCUCCCGGCAAAACCCCAGCAGACUGUCGCAGUUUCAGACGGGAGCCCCGGAGAGCAAGGAGGCACCGGCCUGCCGGUCUCAAGCAGGUUGUGGACCUUCCUGCUCAGUGAAUGACCUGUCAGUCCAGCCUCUCUGUAACCCAGGCUCCCCACUCAGAGUGACUGUCCGCCAGUGAGCAGUCCAGGCGGUCCCCGGAGCCUGGAACUGAGCUGCCAUGGUGGAAAGAGGCUGGUGGUUCCCCCAAACACCCUCCCAGAAGGAGCCGGUGGGACUCCUACCAGACACAGAGAGCCCAGCACUGGCAGUGCUCGGAGCCCGCAAAGCCUGAGGCUGACCGGUGGGCCCUUCUGGCCAGCCUGGUGGAGCUCUUGGCUCCAGCACCCUGCCCCACAUGACUGAGAACUUGGCUUCUGACUUGGGUCACUGAAUCUCUCUUGGGAGAAUGCCCAAUGGAAUGGUCAUGCCCUUCCUUCCAAAACGCCGUGUGUCACGCGGGGGUGGACAUGUAGAAAAGCUAUCGCCUUCUCCCCCCACGAGUGGCUACAGUGGGUGGAGGCAGAUGGGUGAUCCAAGCAGGGGUGGGGCUCGGCAGCAACAUUUCUAGGAAAUGCAGAUUUCCUGUCUUCGGGAUAAAGGAUAUCCUGAGGAUAGGCGUGGGGAUGAUGAUGGACUUAAGUCAGUGACAACCGAGUGUGACAGUGGGUUUGGGAUUGGGAAAAGGGAAAUGCUUGUCUCUGUUGACCCAAGAGACCUUUGCUGUGAUGUCUCAGUCACCUGAAACAGGUGUGCACCCCAGCGCCCUCACUGAGAUGAAUCUCGCAGAGCAAAGUCAUUAAGGUGGUGGAGAGAACCCCCAGCCCUUUCCCUGACCCUGCCGCUGUUCUGCUAUAUGGCUUCUUCCCAGUGGCCUCACCUCUCUGUGCCUCAGCGUCUUCGUCUGCAAUACUCCUGGUUCCCUCCUGGGGACGCUAUGAGAAUUAACACUUGCUAAUGUCUGUAACACACUUUGUAACCUCUCAGGAGACAGGUGGGAAGGUAUGGGGACAGAAGGAAGCAUCCGAUUUCCCACUGACGACACAGAACGGACAUUGAACUGGUCCUCUGCAACUGCGUUCUGAUUGGGGCCACAUGCAAAAGGAGGACAAGGGAUGCCUAAUGUUCAGACUCUCUAGAGGCCCCAGUAGGGCUUGACCAAAGAGAGGGAGAAAAAAGUCCAAGUACACCACCCCGGAAAAUCAGUCUGAUUCAUGUGUUCGGGCUUGAGUCUGUUGACCUCACUGCUGAGUGAUGAUUUGGGGGGGAUGAAACGCAUUGGGGUUCUACUGACACUUGGGUGGUCUGAGCGAAUCAUUUGUUGGGACCACAACAUUGAAGCCGUUUGCCUGAGGCUCAAUGAGAGGUCUGAAUCUCCAAGACUUGAACAGGUAGGUGUCAGCCUCCGAGAACCAUCAGAGCCCGUGUUCUUCGACCCAAGGAACUGUUUCCCUCAUAGGAAAAGCCUAAACCGAGGCCUAAUGAACUUGAGUAUGAUUCCUCCCCAGCACCGAAGACCAUGGUGUUCUCUCUGACCUUAAGAUAAGCACAGCUUUUCUUGCCGCUGGAAACCAAACGCCUACUGGUGGACCGAUGAAUGUUUCACCUCCUAGGUCACAUCUCCGAUUCCAGGGCCUGAGGGAGAAACUCCGGCAUCUAACUUGGCUUUGCUGAGGCUCCAAACCCCGGCACCUUGGUGACGUUCAGCUACACACGGGGCCUGAAGAGGCAGAGCCCACAGCCUGGGAGGGGGUUCCCCUCUACCCUGAUGCUGCAGGUCCCUCCCAAGCCAGCAUCCAGGCUGGGUGACCCGGGACCCCAGGAUCUGCCUCUGGGAGAGCAGCGAGCCAGGCGGGACAUCACUCCCACGGGGUAAGCAAGGACAGCACCAGGGGCCUGCAUGCAGCUCUGACUAUGGAAAGCCAGCGUUUACCCGAGCUGUCAGAAAUGAAGCUGACAUCCCCCCUACAUUCAUUCCCAUCGGGGAUAAGAUGGGCAAGUGGACAAUUUGGGGGGGGGUCACUGUCAGGGAUGGCCUUGCCCCCUACAAUUUGCAGCAUUAGGCCAGCAGGCCUGGGGCAACAUGAACAACGUCGAAAGCACCUUUCAGUCCAAAUGAUACCCUGGGCGCACUCUCCCCCCCGAUGCUUGUAUCCUUGGCAGCCAGCUGAGAGUCCGGAACUGACUUUUCAACCCAAGGACAGGUUGGUUGAUAAAUUAACAACCUUCACACAGAGUCAAAUCAGGUGAGCUUUGUCUGCUAAAAAAAAAAAAAAUCCCAAACUUCAGCUGUGCUUCAAGGAUGGGCAAGAAGAGUGGGGGGUGCCGAAGGACUUAGCAGAGAGAUUCUGGUAGCUGACGGACUAAGGCUGGCGGAGUGGCCGCCUACUGAACAGGGACUUGCCAUGUCCUGUCCAAAGGGCCCGAGCUGUGGUCUUGGGCCUUAAAGAGUGAUGGGGCUUCCGGACCUGGAAAGGCGUGAACGUGCUUCUUGGAGAGGCGUCCUCUGCACCCAUGGGUGCUGACUCCUUAACAAGAGGUAGUUGGUGCCAGAGGUUGGGGAGAACCCGAGUAGGCACAGGCACCCCAUAUUUCUCUGAGAAGCUGGGGGCCAGAGCCCUCGGAAGGCACCUGCCCAGCAGACUCGGCUUUCUGACCCCAGGCCCCUCUGAAAGGCCCCUUUGUCGUUAGCUGCACAGAACCUUUCUCCUAGAAGUCUGUCUGUCUGUCACCAGCGUCCAGGCUAUAGGGGGCAGGAAGAAGCCACAUGAAAACCUGGACCAGAUGUGGGAGAAGGGAAGGGGCCUCUGCACCGCCCAGCCAGCACAGGGUGGGGGGGAGCUCAGAACAGUGACCCCAAAUCUUGAGGUCACUGAACAGGGCUGCACGUGGCAGAACGGGAAGAUGUGGCAGGACGAGACCUCAGGGUCCGCUGCGGGGGCCCCCGGAGCCCUCUAAGGCUCCAAGUCUAGCCCACCCCACUUCCUGUUAAAACCCAAAAGUUGCAGCACCAUCCCUUCACCCCUGCUCUCCCAGGCUCCAGCGGGCUCCGGGCAGUAGCACGGCCAGGAAAGAAAAGCCUGGGGACACAGCGACUUCCAAAGCCAGUGUUAUUACCAAUGGCUGGCUGGCGAGAAGAAUUUCCCAACACGGAGGCAGCUUGUGGCUGCAAAGGGAUCAAGUUAUCCUUGAGCAGAGAUGAUGUCCCUGGCCUUUCAGCGGCUGGUCACGGCCCCGUGUCUUCCCAGGAGUGAAUUUUAACACUGUAACAAUAAAUACUACUGCACAGCGCUUUACUGAUCAGGUAGCCUUUUUCUCUCAUUUAAUCUUGCCAACAGCCGCUUUGGGAGAGGAAAUUACAGACCCAUUUCCUAGAUGGGGAAACUGAGUUUGGGGAGGCGGAGGAGCUUACCCAGCUCCAUAAAGCUAAGAAUUCCCGAGGCAGGGACUCGGACUCAGUCAUCUGCCUCCCAACCCCAGGCUCAUCCGACCCGGCUGCACGCUUCGUACCCCCGCUGUGUCGGUGAUCCCACCCCCACCUCCCAGCGUAGGACCUACCUCACCAGGUGGCAUCACUCAAAGUGGAGUUCAGAUGCGCUCUGUCCUGCUGGAAAAGUCUGGGGCCUGCCCUCCUGGUCCCAGGACACCGCUGCCGGGAGGGAAGCAUCUGGCAAGGGACCCCUACCUUAGCAUCCAUGGCUUGCCUGUGUCACUCAUCCUGGGGUACUCAUUUUGACAUGGCCGGACAGAUCUCCAGUGCUUGUGCCAGUCCGUUCAGGCUGCCAUGACGAACCAUCACAGACUGGAGGGCUUACACACCCGUUCCGGAGGCUGGGCGUCCGAGAUCCAGACGCCCGCUGCUCUUGGUGAAGGCUCUCUCCCUGGUUCGCAGAAGCUCACCCGUGGCCGGGGCAUUGAUGGCAGACAGUGGCAAUGUGGUGGGGGUAAUGUGGGGGCUCCCAGAGGACCUUCAAACUGAGACCUAAGUUCUGAGGAGCCAGCCCUGCCAAGACCCACGGGGGGAAGAACAUUCCAGGCAGUCAGAACUGAACCAGAUGCUGAGGAUACAGUGGUGAAUGAAAUCCUGCCCAGCCUCCACCCUUGCAGACCUUCCAGUCCAGUGGGGGAAAGAGACACAAUGUGAGAGUGUAACCAUGACCAGUCUUGAGAGAAGAGGUAGCUGGUAGUUGGGAGGGCUUAUCACAUGGGCAUUUGACGUAGUCAAGAGGAGGUGAGGCCUGGAUAGAGGAGAGUUCAGCAGGUGAAGAGGAAAGGGAAAAGGAUUCUAGACAGCCAGGACAGCAUGUGCAAAGGUCCUGUGGUAGAAGGACCAGAGUAAAUUGGGCUGAAAAAAGACCCACGUGUCUGGGAGAAAGCAGUGAGGGGCUUAUCUCCCGAGACUGCUGGAGGGACCUGCUGGACUCCUGCCCAUCUGUGUCACCCUGAUUGCAAGCAGUGCCUCCCAACUGGACAAGAAGUCUCUACCUUUUGCACAUGGGGCCCUCUUUCCCUUUGCUCUAGCUCUCAGCUCAGUUGGGCUCCUCGGGUCACGGAAUGACUCAAUGGGCCCAUGAGGUGGCACCAGGGCUGUCAAGGCAGAGCUGACUUGAGGCCAACAAAAGUGUCUAGUGCCUCUUUCAUGACCCCAAGUAGAAAUCUGAGAUGUCUAUUUGAAGCCACGCUGGUCGAAAGAGGACCUGGUAGUUCUAACAGAGUCUUAGG
Molecule: messenger RNA, 7405 nt
Organism: Ailuropoda melanoleuca (giant panda)
Lineage: Eukaryota; Metazoa; Chordata; Mammalia; Carnivora; Ursidae
Product: kazrin
Exons: 15
Coding region: 214-2544 (776 amino acids)
Molecular function (GO): protein binding
Source: RefSeq, a predicted model, not a curated record